AUGGAUCGUCAUAGGAGGAAUCCAAUGCAUAAUUCCUCAACUAACAGAACGCAUUUCUCGAAACCUAAUCACCGGCGCAAUCAGUUUUCCGAGCCUAAACAUCAAUAUCGUCAAGCAAAUUUUCCCUCAAAGAUUUUUCGAAGCGGUCGCUAUCGGUGGAUUCCGAAACCAAGAACAACAGCAGACUAUACAGAUACAAGAGCAAGUCAAAUCAACCCGGCAUACAAAGUGAAUCCUUUCCAAUCAAAGUCAGAGUUACAGCUUGGAGAAACGGAGUCCUGGGAAGCUUACCUACAGCUGGUCAACCGCACCUUGGACCAGUUUGGAACCCUCGUUUAG
Paramuricea clavata is the source of this 339-nucleotide messenger RNA. The record is from the annotation of a GenBank genome assembly. NCBI's taxonomy places the organism in Eukaryota, Metazoa, Cnidaria, Anthozoa, Malacalcyonacea, Plexauridae.